Xenopus tropicalis (tropical clawed frog) is the source of this 1274-nucleotide messenger RNA. It is a transcript of the gene tamalin, whose product is annotated as trafficking regulator and scaffold protein tamalin. The record is from RefSeq and is marked provisional. Lineage: Eukaryota; Metazoa; Chordata; Amphibia; Anura; Pipidae. Gene Ontology annotation, cellular component: perinuclear region of cytoplasm; plasma membrane; postsynaptic membrane.
GAGCGUGUGUAUAUGGUGGGAGCGCAAUGACUUUCAGGCGCCUGAGGAAGCUGCAGCACAAGGAGGAAUAUGCAUGUCCCCCAGACCGAACGGUGUACAGAGACCGGGACAAGCUGGAUCCUUACAGCGCCCUCACCAGCUACAAGCAGGCUGACAUGUACAAGGCUCUGGCGGUGUCCGGGGGAACCCUGCCCAGGACUAAGAAGGGCUCUACAGCAGGAUGGAAGAAUGUCAGCCAGUCAUCAGAGUACCAAAGAAAAAUACUUACUUUGCAAAAAGAAGACUCUGAAUCCUUUGGAUUUGAAAUUCAGACAUAUGGACUGCACCACCAAGACAAGAAUGCAGUGGAAAUGUUUACCUUUGUAUGCCGGGUGCAGGAUGGAAGUCCCGCUCAGCUGUGUGGUCUCAAAGUUGGUGAUAUAAUUGCUGGAGUAAAUGGCCUCAACAUGGAUGGAGUCAGGCACAGAGAUAUUGUAGAGCUCAUCAAGGCUUCUGGAAACACAAUAAGGCUGGAGACUGUGUAUGGAUCUGCAAUCAGAAGGGCUGAGCUGGAGGCUCGAAUACAAUAUUUAAAGCAAACCUUGUAUGAGAAGUGGGAAGAAUACCGCUCGCUCAUGGUGCAAGAGCAGAGACUGCUGCACGGUAUAGUAGUGAAAGACCCAAGUGUGUAUGACACCCUUGAAUCUGUGAGAUCUUACAUCUAUGGAACAGUCAACACAUGCAGCAAAGAUCCUCUCACUGGGACUUUGGCCGCUGGAAGUAUGUGUAGCAGUGCAAGUUGCCUCAGCACUACUGAGGAAAAUGAGGAUGCAGUAUAUCAGACUUGCUACUUCAGCUCGGAUUCCACAGAUGAAAUAAACAGCCUUCCAGGCAAAAGUAACAACAAUGGAAAGCCUUAUAAGUCAACAUUGACACGAAGCUCCAGUGUAAAGUGCCCGGGUCCUGCUACAAACUGGGACAAACCAAAGGAACAAAAUAACUUUGUCUCUCUGCCCAGGAAAAAGCACAAAAGUUUUCGAAAAAGACUCCUAAAAUUUAUUCCUGGACUUAACCGAAAUUUAGAAGAGGAGGCCAGCCCUCUUUAAUGUCCCCCCUUUCUUUAUAUAAGAAGUUAAGUUAUUUAUUUAUUAUUCUAUUUCUGGAGAAAAGUGAAAGCUUUGUGUUGAAUUUUUUUGUUAAACUUAACUGUACAACUUUAUAGCUUCGGCAUUUGUUUUUCAUUAAAAUGUUUGGCAAAGCGAGAGGUGCCAAACUCCAGGUUUUUCUAUGAAAAA